Messenger RNA from Saccoglossus kowalevskii, 3382 nucleotides. Its product is annotated as DEP domain-containing protein 1B-like. The record is from RefSeq and is a predicted model, not a curated record. Lineage: Eukaryota; Metazoa; Hemichordata; Enteropneusta; Harrimaniidae. Gene Ontology annotation, biological process: intracellular signal transduction.
AAGUGCGCCGUUUACGACCAAGUAUUAAAAAGAGAGCAUUCGCUCCACCCAAUCAAAAUGUGUUCCAUUGCCACGUGUUGAAAACUACCCAAUCAACGUGAAUGCGGGCUUUUUAAAACCCUGAAUGCAAAAUGGCGACUUGAGACCGAAAAAGUCGAUUCUUCAUUAUUUCACGUACGUUAUCUGGUGCUACUUAUACGGAAAUUACUCCAAAUGUUGCAGCAGGGUGGUCCAACUAUGGGUCCCUUUAGGGCGACAAGACUGUGGAAUGAUCUAAUCCAAGUAUUCCGAUCUGGAAUGCCGUUGAAAAAACACAGAUGGCGAGUUCGCCUUUAUGAUAACUGCUUCACUGCAUCAGACGCUGUAGAUUGGUUACAUGACCAUCUGAGGGCAAACAUCAACUUUGGCCCAGAAGUCACACGACAACAAACUAUUCAACUGCUGAGAAAAUUUGUUAAAAGCAAUAUUAUCCAUGAAGUAAGGCGGAAAGAGUAUAAAGAAACAGUUUUUGAGGAUGAUGGUCACUUAUUCAGGUUCACAAGAACAUCGCCUACGAAAGUUUUGCAGCCAUCAUCGGUGCUUUCUAGCAGGACAAACCUUCAACAGUCGCCAUCCAAGAGUCAGCCGCCAUUAACCAUCACUAACCUCCAACAGAGUCCAAUGAAAGUUGGUAAAAGACUUCCUGAAUGCAAGUUGGUUAUGAAGACUAUUACACAAUAUGACAUCGAAGAUGCAUGGAAAACUAUGACAUUAGCCAGUUUGCAGAAAAUUCUUGGUUUGUCCACAUUGGAAGAACUGAUAAGCAGUGAAAAAAUCAUCGCUAAGCAUGUGAUUCACAAUGCUAACAAUGUCAACAAGAAUGGAAUUGUCACAUUACUGAACAAGGAAGAGGAUUUACCGUACUGGGUUCUUUCUGCAAUGAGAUGUCUUGCUAAUUGGCCAAACAGACUUGAUGAUGGUCUUCCAAGCUAUCCUGGAUUUGAAAGAGAUGUUUUUAAGUCAGUCACCGACUAUUUUCAAAGUUUACCAGAACCUUUACUCACAUAUGAAUAUUACGAUCUAUUUACAAAUGUUCUGGGUUUAUAUGCCACUGACAGCUCAUGUGCUCAGGAUGCUCUUCAACUUUGCUGUAUGAUGCUGCCUCCUAGCAACAGAAAGAAGCUUCAUCUGUUGCUAAGAAUGAUGUCGAAAAUGGAAAAUAACGAAGAGCUUAAUCUGGUCGAUGGUAUUUCUACGAGACAACUAGUUCUACAGACAUUUUCUCGUUGCAUUUUGAGCUGCAUGCAAGAGGUUGGAUUAGAUGAAAUCCUUGCCAUGAGGCUAGUUACAUACAUGAUGGAUAACUACAUAGAGAUUCUCAAAGUACCAGAACAGCUGAGAAAUGACGUUGAACAGAGAAUAGCUUACCUACGCAGGGGAAAGGUACAUAUUAAGUAUUCUGAUGAAGAGAAUGCAUAUGCUUAUUGUGAACAAGUCUCUAAAGAAGAAUACGAGAAACAGAAACUAAGUAACUCACAAGAUGCUAUUGCUGAACUAUUGGAAGGUAUCAUUAAAGACAGACAAAUGCCUGUCAAAGAGAAGAGAAAAAAGCUGAGACAGUUUCAGAGAGCUUACCCAAAUAUCUAUGCAAAAAGAUUACCAACCACUGCCAGUGAAGCCGAGCUGUUUCCAGAGAAACCAACGAUUAAACAACCUAUGUUAAGCAUGGUAAAACCGUUCUCCAGACGCAGGAACAAUAUGCGAUAUUAGAUUGCUAUAUAUCUGUGGAUUGUUUGUAAUUCUAUACAUUUUACACUGCCAUGUAUUUAUUACAGACUCCACUUUAAAGAAAUCAAAGUUUUUCAUAGAUGAAUAUGUCAGUUACAAUGUAUGCCAAGAUACUGACCAUUCCAGAGGUUUGUUUGAUAUGUAGAUAGGUGGCAAUCAUUCCACUGGAAUUUUUAACUUUUAUUUGAAGAGGCUGUUUUUAUUAUCAUAUAAUCAUGUUUUCCAAAGUAUUUAUCUUGACCCCAAUUGUAACAGACCUAUAGUUUGAGUACAUGCUACGAUUAGGGUAAAUUAGUUGUUUGCUCUGCCCAAAAAGAACCAUCAACUCGAUAAUCACUUUUAUAAAUAUCCCUAGAUGGGGCGGGGGUUUUAGAUUUAAUUCAGUGAUGACAAGCUUGUACAACAUGCACUUGUCAUCCACGUCUGAAUUUUCAUCUGAACUAUUGUUAUAUAUAGCCUUAUUGUACAUAGAGUAUUUUUGUAAAUUUUCUACUUGUUCUCUUAUUAAAGUGCUGUUAUGUAUUUUGUAUGUACCUUUCACUGCCAUUAUAUACUUGCACUUCAUUUACAACCAUUGAGCUGAAUGUUUAAUAGUUUUAAACUGAGUUAAUGGACCUUAGCUGCAAAUUGUCACCAAGGUAGAUUAUUCACUGGGUUUUAAUGUGAACAUGUUGAAUUACUGUACUUGUUUCGAUGGUUAAUUGAAUUUAAAACCAGUGAAAUAUCAAAAUAGUGAUACUUUUAGAUUUUUCAGUAUGCCGAUUGCUGAACAUUCAAAUGCAUUGCAUUCAGUAAUUUUUCGUACACUGGAAAGAAAAUUAAUUGUAUUAGUGCUCUGUACAUCAUGUUUUUGGUGAACCUGUAGGUCAGGUUACCCAGUUAAUUAUUUUGAAGCAUGCCUCUCGAUUUCAUGUUGUAGAUUUAAUAAUGUAUUAUAAAACGAUUGAUAUUGUAUUUAAAUAGUGUAUAAGCAUGCAGGAAAUCAAUUCACUAAAAAAAAGUUUGCCAUCACCAAUCCACAUCUUCUGGGCGAUUAAAACAAAAACAGUCCACAAUCUCAAACAGCCAUUCAAGAAAACAAAUCUGAAAUGUCGUGUUCAUUUUGACAAUCUACCGUAUUCCACACUGCCAUGUAUAAAAUUUGCCUUGAUGAAUUGGAAUGACUUUUUUUGCAUAUUGGUAUAACUAGAUAAAUUACAAUUGUGGUAUUGUUGUGAAUGAAUGUUGUGUUUAUUUGAGUAGUGUGUCAACUAAACUAUUAGAGAAAUGCACAUUUUAGUUCUCUGGAGUUUGCACAAGUCUACGGUCCCAAACUGUAGUGUUUUUUGUUUUUUUUAACUGCUGCUACAUUUAGCUGUAAUUAUGAGUGUUCUCAAAUGUGUAAGAAAAACAUUGUCUCCAUCUGUCAACGUUUUUAAAUAUCAAUCAUUACAGCCUCAAAACACUGAGCCUGGUGUAAAACUAAUGUAACCAGAGGACCACUGCUCUAACUUGUGUGGCAGUAUUUGUGUGACUAUUCCAAUGUUGCAUAGUUGUAUACAGUGUAUCGAUAUACUACCUCGUUUCAUUUGAUGGUAUCCAUUGCAACUGAAUAAAUAUUUUAUUGAAUAUCGCA